AUGGAGCACAAAGUCGAUCCAUUAUAUCGAAUAUAUUUAGAUAAUAAUCGCUGCGGUAUUGUCACAGACUUCCCGAAAGGGUUGGCACCGUUUGGAUACGGAGUCGGCUAUAAACACGACGAUUUGUAUGACGACAACAAUCAGCUGCGCACUGGUAAAGUGCAAUUGCAGAUGUUGCCCAUACAGGGACCGCCUAAUUGGGAUCAACUAUGGACCGAUGAGUUGGACGCGGGUACUGAUUACACGGAACCCAAUGCACCCAAUCAGCCAUUGCCUGUCCAACAGAUUGAGUAUUUAAAAAUAUAUAACGAAGGCGAUCUUUGGCGAGACAUUGUGUUUGACAGUGAGAUCCAAGUGGGAGGUUAUGGAAGUGUUUGGAGAGUCAGUGCCAAAAGGAAAGUCGGUCGACAGGGGAAUAAAUGGAAACAAAUACGAUUAGCCUCUAAAGUCAUGCGUUUUACAAUUAGGUCAUUUGAUUUUAAGACAAAUGUCAAUUAUAUGCUUACGGAUAUGUAUUCACUCAAGUUUCUGAAUCACAAUCAUAUCGUCAACUUUUUGGACAUCAUAGGUAUUCCCGAUUCAAUUACAGGCUUUCCCUAUGCAUUCACACUGCUAUUUAUGGAUCUAUGCGAAGGAGAUGUCUUUGAUCUGAUGGCCAAUCAACAGGAGAACCGAUUGAAACCGGAUGAGUGUCUGACAGUACUCCGACAAAUUGGAUCAGCCGUACAGUAUAUGCACAAUCAACAACAUAUGGUGCACUUGGAUAUCAAACCGGAAAACAUUCUUUGGAAAUACGAUAGAAUCGGUAAUAUUAUAUUCAAACUGACCGAUUUCGGUUUAGCCAUUCAAUACUCGCCCGACCAACAAAUGGAAAGCGACGUAUAUGCCGGUACUCUUGAAUUCCAAGCACCCGAAUUAGGUACCGGUACUGUCCCGACUAAACCAUGCGAUAUCUAUUCAUUGGGAUGUACAAUAGCUAAUCUAAUACUGGGUAACAAUGUGUAUGACCCGACAAUGUUUAGGGUUUAUUUGGCAAACAUUGAAAUGGGUGUUUCAACUCUACCCAACUCACCAAAAGUCAGAACAGAUUUGAUUCGUUUAGUCAAUUGGAUGUCAAACAUGGAUCCAUACAACAGACCUAAUAUCGAUGAAGUUAUGAAUUAUUCAGUACUUAUGUCAACUGAAUUGUAG
This is a messenger RNA of Oppia nitens, 1191 nucleotides long. RefSeq names its product MAP kinase-activated protein kinase 2-like. The transcript has a single exon. The record is from RefSeq and is a predicted model, not a curated record. Gene Ontology annotation, molecular function: protein serine/threonine kinase activity; ATP binding. Gene Ontology annotation, biological process: mitotic DNA damage checkpoint signaling; protein phosphorylation. Gene Ontology annotation, cellular component: cytoplasm; nucleus. Bases 1 to 1191 code for a protein of 396 amino acids. Lineage: Eukaryota; Metazoa; Arthropoda; Arachnida; Sarcoptiformes; Oppiidae.